CGACCGAGCCUGGUCCUUUGCCUCUAGCACAUUGCGGUAGUUAGCUCCUGACUAGUGCUGCAAGGAAAGCUUCCUUUCGAUCUUGAGCUUACUUCACAAACUCCAGCAAAGAUGAACGAGGCGGAGGUUGAGCGGCAAAUUGAGCAGAUGGUGCGGUUCAUCAAGCAGGAGGCGGAGGAAAAAUCAACGGAGAUCAAAGUAUCUGCUGAAGAGGAGUUCAACCUGGAGAAGUUGCAGCUCCUCGAGCAGGAGAAGGCGAAGAUUAGAAAGGAGUAUGAGCGCAAGGAGGGCCAGGUCGAGGUCAAGAAGAAAAUCGAGUACUCCAAGCAGCUGAACGAAAUGCGUCUUAAGGUGCUGGCAGCGAAGGAGGCCGCUGUGCAGGAGAUUAUCACGGAGGCUAAAGCACGGCUCCGGGACGUUUCGAAGAACCCAACCACGUACAAGCAGCUGCUGCAGGAUCUCCUCGUGCAGGCCAUGCGGAAGCUCAACGAGAAGUCCAUGACCGUCACCUGCCGGCAAGUGGACCUGCUGCUCGUGAAGGAGGUCAUGGACCCCGCCCGCAAGGCGUACACCGCCAUGUUCGGAGCGGAGGCGCCCGCCCUGGCGGUGGACCAGACCAAGUUCCUGCCGCCACCGCCCACGGACGGCGAGGACGUUGAGUCCUGCUGCGGCGGUUUGGUGGUCACCUCGGCGGACGGCCGCAUCACCUGCAACAACACGCUGGACGACCGCCUCAAGAUCGCCUACCAGGCCAACCUACCCACCGUGCGCGCCAAGCUCUUUGGCACCUUUGCGCAGGGCCAGCACUAAGCAGCAGCGCCUGCACUGCCUCUCUUCUCGCGGAUGGGAUGUUUCUGGGUAGGGCGUUGGGUGCACGUGACAGAAACGGGUGCAUGCGACCCGUGUUUACGUUGCCCGCGGAUGUUUGGACAAGGGGUGUGAUUGCGAAGCGUGUUCGAAACGUUGCUCUAGCGAUGUGGGUUCAUGAUGUUGCGGGGAUGGCUGCGGUGAAUGCGGUGGCAGCUUGUAGAUGCUGUUUGCGGUUACCCCCGUGGCUUGAUGGCAUGCAGUGAAAUGCAUGUUGUGGCGUUGCGGGGGGGAGUUCGGGGCCCUGCUUGUGCUGGCGGACAGACUGUGCAGCACAGCGCCAAUCGAGGCUUCCAUGCCGUUCAUUAAUAUUUUGUUUGCAGGGAUAUCAGAACACUGGUGCACAUCCUGUUUUACGAGCUUUUUAGUACUGUCCCAAAGAUCGUUACCUUCAAAUAUAGGUGUAUGCAAAGAGGUAAUGACGGCGCGCGGGGGCAUCGAUAGAUUUCAAAUGAACGCUGUGGGUGUUUGGGUUGACGCUGAAAGGGCAUGCAUUGCCUUUGCGGCAAUGGGGGGUUGUAGAUGUUAUACUACGCGCUUCCUCUCGGUUUGCCAUUUGCCGCACUUGGGCGAUGCUGUGCGCAGGAACGCCGGUAUAUGGGCCUUCCCUAACCUCAGCUAGUAACGAAGAGUAGCAAA
Astrephomene gubernaculifera is the source of this 1506-nucleotide messenger RNA. The record is from the annotation of a GenBank genome assembly. Lineage: Eukaryota; Viridiplantae; Chlorophyta; Chlorophyceae; Chlamydomonadales; Astrephomenaceae.